CCCUUUCCUUAGGAACAAAGGAAAGUCUGUCUCCGAGGCAUCUGUCACUCCCGGGCUGGCCGAGGCAGCGGGGCGCGUGGGGCCAGCGACCCGGAGAAAGUUUGUGCGGCGGAGACCCUCGGGGCCGACGAGGGGGAGCCGACCCUACCGCGGGGGAGGCGCGCGGUCCCCGGGGCCGGGGGCGGCCAACAUGGAGUCUGGGCGCAGGACUGGGGGGGCGGUGCGGAGGUGGGAGCCCAGCCCCCUCCUCUCCCCUCCCCCUCCGGGCCGAGUUUGGAGCACAAAGCCGAGCGCGCACGCUCCGCCGGCCCCGCGCCCCGAAGAGUCAGCCUGCGCGGAGCAGCCGGGGAAGGGGGUGGGACCCAAACUUUUUCCUGCCUCGGGACAGACACGCUCACUGGAGGUCCAGCCUCGCCCCUAGGCACCAUGUCUGACAGCGAUCUAGGUGAGGAUGAAGGUCUCCUGUCCCUGGCGGGCAAGAGGAAGCGCAGGGGGAACCUGCCCAAGGAGUCAGUGAAGAUCCUCCGGGACUGGCUGUACUUGCACCGCUACAAUGCCUACCCCUCUGAGCAAGAGAAACUGAGCCUUUCCGGACAGACCAACCUCUCAGUGCUGCAGAUAUGUAACUGGUUCAUCAACGCGCGGCGGCGGCUCCUCCCUGAUAUGCUGCGGAAGGAUGGCAAAGACCCUAAUCAGUUCACCAUUUCCCGCCGUGGGGGGAAAGCCUCAGAUGUAGCCCUUCCCCGUGGUAACAGCCCCUCAGUGCUGGCCCUGUCUGUACCAGCCCCCACCAAUGUGCUCUCCUUAUCUGUGUGCUCUGUGCCGCUCCACUCAGGCCAGGGGGAAAAGCCAGCAGCUCCCUUCCCACAAGGGGAGCUAGAGCCCCCUAAGCCCCUGGUCACCCCAGGGGGUACACUAACCCUACUGACCAGGGCUGAGGCUGGGAGCCCCACAGGUGGACUUUUCAACACACCGCCACCCACACCCCCAGAGCAGGACAAGGAGGACUUCAGCAGCUUCCAGCUGCUGGUGGAAGUGGCGCUGCAGAGGGCCGCUGAGAUGGAGCUUCAGAAGCAGCAGGACCCAGCACCCCCAUUACUGCACACUCCCAUCCCUUUAGUCUCUGAGAACCCCAAGUAGGCAUCUGCCAAUAGGGGUGCUCAAGGCUACAGCCAGCUAUUCUGGGUUCCCGGUUUGCUUCCUUCCUACAGAGGGUUUUCUAUGGAUCACUGCCAAGCAUCAAGAUCAUCUCCUCUGUCCAGAGGUCUUUAGCAGGAAGGUGCCCUCUGGCAUCACUGCACUAUGAUGGGGACCUCUCCUAUGCUGACUCUGCCAUUUCUCCAGGCCUCUUCAGUGACAAGACCAAGGGAUUGGAGACCCACAUGGUGCUGCUGCUGCUUCUCCAGAGAACCCCAGGACAUUUGUUCCAGCCUGCUUUCCUGGGCUGGGCUCAGGAAACCUGCCAAGUUCAGACCUCUCUGGGUCCAAGCUGCCACUGAGCUGUGCCUCUUUCUGUCAAGCCAGGUGUGGACAUUACAAGUUCAUAAAUAUGGACAAAAGAGGAACCCAGCAGAUGUAACAGGACCGACUCCAGUUGAAUGUUUAGGUGUUUGCUAAACUGUUAAGGUUUUCCUUUUUGCUGUGGUUUGCAUUAAUAGCAGUAGUUAUCCCAGGUGUGGGGAAUGGCAGCAUUUCACGAUAGUCUGAUAAACUGAGAAUUAUCCACCACUGCAACUGAGGAUUGUUGUAUAAGGAAGGCGUAUUUGUUAUUUUGGGGACCAGCUAAAUUUCUGCAUUAGCACAAAAUUCCAAAUGGUUGUUUUGGUGUUGGUUUACCACCAUCACUCCUGCCACCUCUGGAAAAAAAGCAGGGAGGAAAAACACACGGGCACUGGCUUUUUUGCAUUAGACACUGAAGGGGAUAAAGCCACAGCCAAGGGAGACCCCAAUCUGACAAAACCUAGAUUUAGAGCAGAGAAUGAGAAAACCAGAGAAGUUUUUGUUUUUACUGGGGGGGGGGGGUAUGGGAUGUAAACUAGACUAAGACAGUGUUUUUGGGGGUUUUUUUCUUUCAUUUUAAUGUUUUCCCCUUUGUUCUUCAAGGCUUUGGCUACAGCCUGAGUCCUGAAUGCUUUAGGAACUUGACUAGAACAUCAGAAGCUCUAGCAUUCCCUUUUUGGAGAGAAGUGAGCCAUCUGCUGGUCAGGAAGCCCUUGUAGCUACUCCAGUAGGCAGCUUUUCCCACAACCAAGGCAGGAAGGUUUUCCUGGAGGAAGCAGGAAGUAGUGCGUACGUACAGCUGGGGCUGAAAAUGGGUUAAAAGCUUGAUACUGUAGCUUUGAGUAUCUUUCACCUUUCUGUAAGUUGGAGUUGCAGGGGCCUGCCUGAAUUUCCCAGUGAAACAUAUCAUAGUUGGUCUUCAUCUCCCCUUUUUUGCUGUUUCAUUGCUGAUAGUGUUCAACAGCAGUAUACCCCAUCUUUAUAUAUGCUAAGAAACACUAAUCUUAGAUUUUUAUUAGCCAGCAUAUUUUUGUUCUUAAUAACGUUACUGGGCCAAAAAUUAUGCCAGGAGCCCGGCUGUAGUUUGCUGAAAUUGCCAGGUUGGGCACAAGGGGAAGGGGUUCCUGGGUGUUGACUGACUUGGGUGGGCCUGGCCAGAAGAACGCAUCCUCUGUCCUUUUAGGAAGACCCUGGUGCCCUCAAGAAGGCUCCCCCACCUCUCUUGAGUGGCUUGGCCCAUCCCUUGCUUGUGAGAGUGGGAAUAGUUUUUUUUUACUGAAAGGGAGUUCUGCUCUCUGGGUGGGUAAGAUUCCCGAACUUUCUGCUCCACCUCCUCCAGCCCCUUUUUCCUGUGCCCCAGGGGGUCAGGGAUCCUCAUAUCCUGAUGCUUACCUGGUAAAGGGUAAACAUGGCAGCUUCAGAGCUAGUUGAAGCUGCUAUCUGCCCAUGUUGUCCAACCCAGCCAUGUCUGUGAGCAAGCCCAGGUCCAUUGUGACCGUUGCAGGGUGCCCCGUAGCAGGGACUUGAAGUAUAUUGGGCUGAAUGGGAUUUUCCCUUCCCACAGAGCACUGAGCAGGGGAGGUGAUGAGGGGUGAGGGAGCCAUGCUGCUGAAUUCUGUUUGGUAUUCCCCCCUUAAGUAAAAUGAGGUGUCCGGGGGAUGGGGCAGCCUCUGCUUGGAGUUGGUUAUAAGAUAGACCUGGAAGAGAAGCAGUUGUCCCAUUCAGUUAUUUGAGCAAACAACUACUGUAAAUAACUUGUUUUGUCUUUGUCAAAUAAAAGUUUUGUUUUUAUUUUUAAA
Molecule: messenger RNA, 3299 nt
Organism: Heterocephalus glaber (naked mole-rat)
Lineage: Eukaryota; Metazoa; Chordata; Mammalia; Rodentia; Bathyergidae
Source: RefSeq, a predicted model, not a curated record